Molecule: messenger RNA, 372 nt
Organism: Symbiodinium necroappetens
Lineage: Eukaryota; Dinophyceae; Suessiales; Symbiodiniaceae
Source: the annotation of a GenBank genome assembly
GCUGACAUCAAGCAGACAAAGAAGACCCGUGAGAUGGAGCUCGCACUUCGGAUCGCGACGACACGGGAAAGACUCCUCUGGGUGGCGGCGUACUAUGCCUUCGUGGGGGGUGUGUCCCUGGCUCGGAGUGCCACCCUGCGAUGGCAGGGGGUUAGGCUGCACUGGGACAAUGCCUUCUUGCCCUUGAACAUUACGUUCUUCUGCAUGCCGCCCUUCCUCUUCACCUACCAACUAGAUCUGGCAUUAGCACCGGCAGAGCUCUGGGGGCUGCAGGUUGGCGGAAAGGCCAACCGCAUUGCGGAGGAAGCGCUGGCAAUUCGAGAAGGGCGCAGACAUCGAUGGUUCAGCUGCCCCUACUUGCCGGAAGUAGAC